This is a messenger RNA of Manis pentadactyla (Chinese pangolin), 933 nucleotides long. Its product is annotated as olfactory receptor 14C36-like. Bases 1 to 933 code for a protein of 310 amino acids. NCBI's taxonomy places the organism in Eukaryota, Metazoa, Chordata, Mammalia, Pholidota, Manidae. The record is from RefSeq and is a predicted model, not a curated record. Gene Ontology annotation, molecular function: G protein-coupled receptor activity; olfactory receptor activity. Gene Ontology annotation, cellular component: membrane. Gene Ontology annotation, biological process: G protein-coupled receptor signaling pathway. The transcript has a single exon.
AUGACUAAUUCAACCACUUUGGCUGAAUUCGUGCUUCUGGGAUUUUCAGAUGUGCUGGAGCUCAGAGCCUCACACGCCAUGCUGUUCCUACUGAUAUACUUGGCGACCCUGACAGGGAACCUUCUGAUUGUCACAGUAAUCACCUUUGACCAGGGUCUUCACACUCCCAUGUACUUCUUCCUCAGGAAUCUGUCCGUCCUGGACAUGUGCUACAUUUCUGUCACUGUGCCCAAGGCAUGUGUCGUCUUCCUGCUGGACAAUGGGGUGAUCUCCAUAGCUGGAUGUGCAGCUCAGAUCUUCCUCGUGCUUGUCUUCGCUUUAACAGAGCUGCUGUUUCUCACCAUCAUGGCCCGUGACUGCUAUGUGGCCAUCUGCCUGCCUCUCCACUACCCUGCGAUCAUGAGCCCUAGGGUCUGUGUCCAGAUGACCCUAGCCUCCAUCCUCAGUGCUGUGGUCUACUCAGGGUUCCACACGGGCAACACAUUCCGGCUGUCCUUCUGUCAGUCCAAUGUGGUCCACCAGUUCUUCUGUGACAUCCCCUCCCUGCUGAAGCUCUCCUGCUCUGACACCUUCAGCAAUGAAAUUGCCAUUUUUGUCUCUGCAGUGGUGACUGGUGGCAGCUGUUUUGCCUUCAUCACCGUGUCUUACAUUCACAUAUUUUCUAAGGUGCUCAGGUUUCCAGUAAAAGACCGAGGAAAAGCUUUCUCCACUUGCAUUCCUCACAUCCUUGUCAUGACAGUCUUUGUCAGCUCUGCCACCGCCGUAUAUUUGAAACCAACUUCAAGCUCCCUCACAAUUCAAGACAUGAUCACAUCUGUCUUCUACUCUAUAGUCCCUCCUUUCUUGAAUCCUAUUAUCUACAGUUUUAGAAACAAGCAAAUAAUGCAAGGUGUUAAGAAAAUUAUGAGAACAUUUUACUUGGGAAGGAGAUAG